UAAACAUGAUGAGCAUGAGAAUGCAGUUUUCUGGCUACAACAAGAAAUUCAGGUAUGAAGUAUUUGAUUCUGCGUUAAAGGCAUACAAGAACAUGAAGUCCAAAGAUCAAGCAGGAGAGGUCCCUCUGUAUAGACCAAGAGAAUGGAGGAGAAAAGAAAGAGAGAACGAAAAACGAAGCAAGAGGAACAACUGGUACAAGAAAGGUGGAUAUAGCAGUGUAGUUUUCAUACCAGCUACUCCUGAUUCUGAGUUAAAGAGGAAGUUGGAGGACGAUGUAAGAAGUUCAGGCAUCAAAGUCAAAAUCGUGGAGAAAGCUGGCGUAAGUGUGAAACGGAUGUUACAAAGAUCGGAUCCGUUCAAGGAGAGAGCGUGUAGAAGAGAGGAUUGCUUUGUUUGCUGUACAGGGGGUAAUGGUCCUUGUAGAGCGACCAGUGCCACNUAUAAGAUCAGUUGCAGCGAAUGCAGCCAGACGUACAUAGGAGAAACAUCCCGAAACACGUACAUGAGAGGAAGAGAACAUUUGAGGGAGUUGGACAAUAGAAGUAAAGGUUCAGUCUUGUGGAGUCAUGCAAAAGAGGAACACGAAGGCAAGAUUCCUGAUUACACGUGUGAUGUUACAAAUGUUUUCCAGGGGGACGCUCUACUCAGACAAGUGAGUGAAGCCGUACUUAUAAACAAAGUGAAGCCUGAAAUGAACACGAAGAAAGAGUGGAACUUUGCUAAUAUCCCGCGUGCUAGAAUUAAUUAAUAAAUUAAUUAGUUGUUUUGUAUGCGCGCUCACCUUUCUCGUUUUGUGUUGGUGCGCGCGCCGUUAGUGCGCGCUACCCAUCAAUGUUUGUUUACGAAUUUUUCUUCAACUGUUGUAAAACAUAUAGUGAACUGAAGAGGUUUUAAUAAACGAAACUAGU
Messenger RNA from Exaiptasia diaphana, 909 nucleotides. RefSeq lists its product as uncharacterized. Lineage: Eukaryota; Metazoa; Cnidaria; Anthozoa; Actiniaria; Aiptasiidae. The coding region runs from base 6 to 749 and encodes 247 amino acids. The transcript is spliced from 2 exons. The record is from RefSeq and is a predicted model, not a curated record.